Molecule: messenger RNA, 1797 nt
Organism: Hippocampus comes (tiger tail seahorse)
Lineage: Eukaryota; Metazoa; Chordata; Actinopteri; Syngnathiformes; Syngnathidae
Gene: gpank1
Product: G patch domain and ankyrin repeats 1
Exons: 4
Coding region: 610-1692 (360 amino acids)
Molecular function (GO): nucleic acid binding; protein binding
Source: RefSeq, a predicted model, not a curated record
GUGAUGAUGUUUAUGUCCUGCCCUCAACCAACAGCGAAGGCAUGACCAAACAUUUCUGUUAUUUUGGGGAUUUUGUAACUACAUUUUGAGCACUUUUCACUCUUCCUCGGUAGGGGGCAGCACUCAAUAUUGAGCAGCGUAACCAAACUACAUUUUAGUAACCUACGAGGACAAAAAAAAAACAUGCUAACGCUCGUCAACAGCUUCCCGUUUGCGGCUUUCUUCACUUAUUUUCAUGCUAAUCUGACGUUGACGUGUGUGACUAUCGUAAUUUUGGCAGUAAAUUGACGUCUUUAAAAACUCAUUGAGUUUAGAGUACUGAGUGUUAAGAUAGAUCAGUAGUAACAUUGCUUAUUUGCCUUUUCGACGCAUUGUCGCUUUCGUUGAACUACACUAUAGUUAGUUUAAUCGUACAAAUCUAUGAGUAGAAAAGUGAAGAGUUACGCGCAGUGUCAUUCAACGGCGCUAUGUAACAAACGACUCUUAAAUUCCCGAGAAAAGUGUUAGCUAAUGCUAUGUUAGCUUGUUGUCAGCCGUAACUUUCGUGUCAUUCUUAAUAAAUUUUCUCAGGGGGUAUGUAAAAGCAGAUAGUGGAGUUAUUCCGUCACAAUGGCUGCAUUGGGUUUUACCCUUGCCAGAAAACAGGACAUUUUCAGCAUCGAGGCGUUUGAGUCAUCAUCACCUUUUCAAACAAGCAGCACCUCUGGCGGACAAGAGGCCAGACAAUUCUAUGAAAACCUCCUCAAAGAUGAUCAAGUGACUUUGAAAAGACAAUGUGAACAGAAUCGUCGAAAUAAACAGAAGAAGAGGCGAUCCAGCAAAAGGGACAGUAGAAGGAGGACUGAUACGGAUGCCGUGGUGGUGGAAAGAGCGGCCGGAGGAGAAGAAGGCACCCGAAUAAGAGAAACGUCAGGCGGGCACGUCAACUCUGAAAUGUCCUCAGAGCUUCAGGGUCUCAAGCUGCUGCGCUUUGCCCAAGAUGGAAACCUCACUGGGCUGAAAGACUUGCUGUCCAAGGGGGUGGACAUCAACUUUCAGGACACCUUUUUUUGGACAGGUGUGAUGUGCGCAAGCUGGUCGGGACAAAGAGCUGCCGUGAGGCUGCUGCUCGAGCAAGGCGCCGCCUGGGUGGGCGUUGUCGACACUCAGGGCAGGGAUGCCAAAGAUCUCGCAUGGGAGGCGGGCCACAGCGGCGUGUUGGAGGAGCUGGAGGACUACGGCAGGAGUCCAAAGAGACAAACUGAUCCCAGUUCAGUUCAGCCCCAGCGGUGCGACGUGUGCGGUGUGGACCACACAAGCAGCCUAUCAUCACACCUCUCCUCCACACUGCAUCAGUUCAAUAUGAAGAGACCCCCACCAACCCCUUAUUAUUGUCUCCCUCCCUCCGCCAAUGGUUACAAGAUGAUGCUCAAUUGCGGCUGGCGGCCCGGCAGGGGCCUGGGUCCGGAGGGCCGGGGUCCCAAGCGACCUGUGACCACAGUCCUGAAGAGGGACCAUAAAGGCCUCGGCUACGGGGCAAGGGUGAGAGCCAGAGUGACUCACUUCAAAGCGGGAGAUCGGAAUGCGGUGAAAGCAACGCAUACAGAGAAAGAGGGGCAGGGACAGAAGGGAAAGACCAAAGAGGAAAAUCGGAGGAAAGAACAACAAGAGAAGGACUGGGAAAGGGACUUCCGUGCCUCUUUUUAUCUGUGAUGUCAACAAUGCUUGUGUUAUUUCACACUUGUAACACAUUCAAGAGCUGAAAAUGCACGUGUGAGUGAGAGAGAGAAAAUAAAAUUGUAUUUGAUGCUAAUUUAA